AUGCCCGGCAUGAUCAGUAAGAUCAUCUCGCUGGCGCUGGCCGUUUCUUCCGGCUUGGUCGGACAGCGGGCCCAAGCCCAAGCUGUAGCGAAGAUCCAAUGCGCGUCGAGUGUACAUGCCAUCAUUGCUCGGGGUCAAGGCCCCGGCGAUGACUUGAAUGUUAUGGUCAAGGUGCAGAAUUUGAUCUUGGAUCAAAUUCCCGGUUCCACCAGCGUUGGAUUGCCAUAUGCCCAUGAUGCUGAAGACAAGUUUACCGCAGUUCAUGACGGUGCUCUCUUGAUGCAGAGUUAUGUCACAGAGUACCUAAACGUCUGCCCGGAAUCAAAGAUUGCCUUGAUCGGAUAUUCUCUGGGCGCUGUUACGAUGAUGGAAGCCGUUUGCGGCACGAGCUCCCUGUUGCUGAUUCCCACUCAGCCUUUCGACGCCUCCUUAAACAAAACAAGUACGAAUACACUACAGGACACCUCAACAGGAAACUUUGGACUGAAAACUCAUCUAGUUAUCGCCGCUAUCGCCUACGGCGACGAGACCUUUGUCCCCCUGCAGCCAUGGGAUGUGGGCGACUGCACAGUUGGUCUCAGGAGUAGGGAACCCAAUGACAUCACCGAGAGAGCAAUAGCUAACACAUUAUACCAAAUAAAGAUAUUCCCGCGCUUGCUUCCCAUCACCUGCGAACCAUUUGCCUCCUCUCUACAAAGCUACUGCGAUUAUGGCGACGACCAGUGCUGUGCGGUUUUGCCUGCGGACGAUAACGCGGCUCAUCAUGGCUACGUUGAUAAGUACAGCCAGGAUGUGGUCAACUUCAUUGAGGGCCGACUGAAUGGCAGCAUCGUCUGA
Molecule: messenger RNA, 837 nt
Organism: Penicillium maclennaniae
Lineage: Eukaryota; Fungi; Ascomycota; Eurotiomycetes; Eurotiales; Aspergillaceae
Exons: 2
Coding region: 1-837 (278 amino acids)
Molecular function (GO): hydrolase activity
Source: RefSeq, a predicted model, not a curated record